AGUCUCGGUUACGUAGAUUACUGAUCGUAUUAGUGCGUCUUGGUUUGAGGACUUGGUGCAUGUUGACUGUUAUUUUUGCUUCUGUUACUCACAAUGGGUUUAAUUAUUCAUCAUUUUCAAUAGAGCUGCUGGAAAGACCAAAAUAUGGCUAA
This is a messenger RNA of Funneliformis mosseae, 152 nucleotides long. The record is from the annotation of a GenBank genome assembly. NCBI's taxonomy places the organism in Eukaryota, Fungi, Glomeromycota, Glomeromycetes, Glomerales, Glomeraceae.